Molecule: messenger RNA, 1989 nt
Organism: Lacerta agilis (Sand lizard)
Lineage: Eukaryota; Metazoa; Chordata; Lepidosauria; Squamata; Lacertidae
Gene: GPR26
Product: G protein-coupled receptor 26
Exons: 3
Coding region: 618-1682 (354 amino acids)
Biological process (GO): adenylate cyclase-activating G protein-coupled receptor signaling pathway
Cellular component (GO): membrane
Molecular function (GO): G protein-coupled receptor activity
Source: RefSeq, a predicted model, not a curated record
UGGAUGGGUGGGAUUUCUUUCCAGACUUCCAAGAUCCCCAGAUAUCAGGGGGGAUAUCAUCUGAGGGAUGCAAAGGGGGAGAGGAAAAGGAAGCUGGUAUGUCAAUCACACCAGCAAAUCACCAGCAGUGUUCAUGCUUUAAUCCAUUAAUGGGGGAUUUAUCUGUGAUCAUAAAAGCAGGUUAGUCAGCCUGGAAGUGUGUAGGUGGGAGGGGGAGAGAGAGCGUGGAGAGAGCAAGAGAGAGAGACAGAGGAAAAGAGGUAAAGAGAAUAAAUACACUGGUUGAAUUGCUGGGAAGCUUUAGGACCAAUAAUCAGGGAUCUCGGACGAACUGCUCCUGUGAACAUCCUGCUUUCUUUAGAAGGAGACUGUGGCUUGGUGCUGCUGAGAUACAUAUUCUUUUAAACCCUCCUCAUAGUUUGAUAGGCAUUCCCAAUGCUUUUUGUGCAUGUCUCUAAAAAGCGUUGACGUGGAAAGAAGCAGCAGCAGUAGCAGUAGCAGCAGCAGCAGAGAGGAAAAAACUGCAGCUCUUCUAAAAAUACUGAGGGCAUGCAGGAGUGUGAGCAGGCUGGGGAGGAGGAGGAGGGUGUGAGAGUGCCUCACACCAUGUUUUCUGGAUGCCAGCUGGGUGCAGUUUUGGAAAUGUUCCUCCUGUGAAUGGAGGCACCAUGAACAUUUGGGAAGUGAUCCUGGCUUUCUUGAUUGUGGUACUCAUCCUUGUCUCGCUGCUGUCCAACGUGCUGGUGCUGAUCUGCUUUCUGUACAGCGCAGAUAUCCGCAAGCAAGUCCCGGGAUUGUUUAUCCUCAACCUGACCUUCUGCAACUUGUUGAUGACUGUUUUGAACAUGCCCCUGACCCUGGCUGGGAUCAUUUACAAGAAGCCGCCUGGAGGAGACCAGCUCUGCCACAUCGUGGGUUUUCUAGAGACUUUCUUGACCACCAGCUCCAUGCUGAGCAUGGCAGCUCUAAGCAUAGACAGGUGGAUAGCGGUGGUGUUUCCUCUCAACUACCAUUCCAAGAUGCGUUACAGAGAUGCUGCUCUCAUACUGAGCUAUACAUGGUUGCAUUCUGUGUCUUUUCCUAUAGUGGCAACUUCUCUGUCUUGGGUGGGUUUCCAUCACCUUUAUGCCUCCUGCACCCUCUACAACAAGAAACUGGAGGACAGGACACAGUUUGUGGUUUUCACAGGGGUCUUUCAUUCUCUCAGCUUUCUCCUCUCCCUCGUAGUCUUGUGUUUCACAUAUCUAAAAGUGCUGAAGGUGGCACGCUUUCACUGUAAAAGGAUUGACGUGAUCACUAUGCAGACCCUCGUGCUGCUGGUGGACAUCCAUCCCAGUGUAAGAGAGCGAUGCCUAGAAGAACAGAAGAGGCGGAGACAGCGAGCAACCAAGAAGAUCAGUACAUUUAUUGGCACUUUUAUACUCUGUUUUGCACCAUAUGUAAUCACAAGACUGGUAGAAUUAUCAUCCAUAGUCCCCAUCAACGCACACUGGGGAGUUAUUUCCAAGUGUCUGGCUUAUAGCAAAGCUGUUUCAGAUCCCUUUGUGUACUCUUUGUUACGACACCAGUACAAGAAGACAUGGAAGGACAUAAUAAACAAGAUGCUGAAAAGGAGCUCAAUAAAUUCAUCAGCCCUCACAAGUGAAUCACAGAGUCGAAACAUUUUGCAAGCAACUGAUUGAAGAGCCGAGGUUAAACUAUUUAUUCAAUGUAGCCUAAUACUGGAACAGUCGGGGAACAAUAGCUGGUGCCAUUAGGAUGAUCAGCUGACAGUAUUUUGGAAAGCCUGCCUUUUAAAUCUUCAGCAACUUAGGUAACGAAUUGCAUAGCAAAGUUGGUUGCCUUUUAGUACUGAUAUCUUAAGUACUGAUAUUAUCUUGUUUGCAAAGAUCCCCACCAAUUUCACAAAAUGUGUGGAAAAGCAACAUUCUAACCUCAAGGGGGUUUAGAUAUGGAUAAUGAUAAAAUAUUGUGUUUACAUAUGUCCCC